This is a messenger RNA of Aspergillus vadensis CBS 113365, 1733 nucleotides long. RefSeq lists its product as uncharacterized. The transcript has 5 exons. Bases 230 to 1714 code for a protein of 494 amino acids. Gene Ontology annotation, molecular function: transcription cis-regulatory region binding; DNA-binding transcription factor activity. Gene Ontology annotation, cellular component: nucleus. NCBI's taxonomy places the organism in Eukaryota, Fungi, Ascomycota, Eurotiomycetes, Eurotiales, Aspergillaceae. Gene Ontology annotation, biological process: positive regulation of transcription by RNA polymerase II. The record is from RefSeq and is a predicted model, not a curated record.
AAGGAAUGCGGGGAUGUGGGGAACUUCCCCUCAAGGCGGCUUUGGCCCAAAAGAGUAGGCCGCGCCGUCGAAUUGCCGUUACCGCCAAUUGCUUCACAUCCAACAAUGCCACCAUCCUCGCAGUCUACACUGGCACGGACGCCUUGCUCUAACUGCCGCGCGAAAGUCUGUUUUUCGUCAAGGAUCAACGGCCAAGCUUGAUGGGAGUUUCUCGAAAGACCAAUCUUGGAUGAGCAGCCAACCAAAAAAAUGGAAGCUGUUCUCCGGAGACUCUUCACUCCCAGAGUCCAUGGAUGUGGCUCAGAGGCCAUCACCAUACCAGGAGCCCACCCCAGCAUCCGGCGCACCAGAUGGUCUCGUUUGGGCUCGCGAUGAUGGCAGUCACCUUGACGUUCAAAGCUCACCUUAUGAUCCGUCCCCGAAUGGCUUUCACCCCUUCGUUUUCGGGGACACAGGCAACGCCAACAGACUGUCCAAUGUUACCCAUAGAUGGAACAGCGUGGACAACACUGAAAGAAAUCGCUUGAUCGAUGGCAUGCCACGGUCAAGAACACCAAUCGAACCGGAUAAUACUCUCUCUACCUCCGAACCCGCGCAGACCACCGUGCAGGAGGCAUGCCUCCUACGCCAUUUCAUCGAAGAAAUAUCACCAUGGUUCGACCACUGCGACGACCGUCGACACUUCCAACUAGUAGUCCCUCGCCGAGCCCAACACUGCUCCAUCAUACGCAACGCUCUAUUCGCAGUUUCAGCACGCCACCUAUCACGGCUCCCACAAUACGCGACACCCAAUGGAAUAUGCUAUCGCGGACAACUUCUCCCCAAUCUACAGAAAUGCACAGCGGUGGAAUACACCCUCAAAUGCAUCCCCGAGCUCCUCAAAUUCCCCGAAAUAACCGACCCUACUGAGCAAGAAAACAUAAUGGUCGCCACGGUUAUUCUCCGCCAAUACGAAGAAAUGGAAGAGGAUGUCGAGGACCACGACAUGUCCACGCAAGACAGAGUGAACUUCUUAGCCAUAACGCAGAGAAUCAUCGACGCUAUGAUAUCCCACCGACUGGAACAGUCUCUCGCUACGGCAGCGUAUUGGAUCGUUGUCCGACAGGAGGUAUACUACGCGCUCACGAGACAGCGUGCACCAAAGAUGCGAUUCAGUCCUGAAGACUGGCGGAAGGCGUCUGCUGCAAACACGUUGGUAAUGCUCGCUAGUGAAGUGACUAAAUGGCGCUGGGGCGACGACCGCCUCAUGCUCCGCCACCGCAAACUCCAACACGACUACCGGCACGACCUCGCACCCCUCUUCGAAAACAAAGCAGAUCGAUCUCGCGGCGAACUCUUCCCGACAAUCUGGUACAGCUCCGACGAGCAAGUGACUGCAGUGCAGCACCUCGAGAUAGCCAAUAUGAUCUUGACAGCCCAGAACCCAUACCUAUCAAACUCCACUCGAGCCGCGCAUCGCAAAGCAGAAGCAGAAGUCCGAUCCAUCGUGCUCAGAAUAUGCGGCAUUGCGGUGCACCACGCCCACUGUCAUCCGGCGUUAGUCACUGCUGUGAUAGCUAUUACUCUCUACGGGGAGUAUUUUACUGAGUUGGAGGAGCGUGAGGCGCUGCUGGGGAUUAUUGAUCGGACGAGGGAUUUGCAUUCGUGGCCGAUGCAGAAGUGUUAUACGCGGUUGAGGCGGGGGUGGGAGGAGAUGGAUCAUUGUGGUUCUUGAGUGGGGUUCAGAGAUUUUG